AUGCGGUUCCUUCUUCUUCCUGGGAGCGGAAAGAUUCACAAGCAGAAAACCUCUCUAUAUAAGCUUGAACCUGGAUUAGCAAUUUGAGCUCUUCAUCAAGAGAAGUCGCAAGCUAAUCGCCAAUAUCAAGAGCGAAGUAGCAACGCAUAAUGGCUUCUGCUUCUCUAUCAACUCCCCAUUUGCCAACUCUUCAAUAUGUUCCCAGAGCAAGAGGCGGUGCUCCUCAAUUAGGAAGCCUGUCAGCCAUUAGUGGAAAAAUUAGAUUUGCGCCGAAGAUUGCAAUCACAAAGGCACAAAGAGGGUUCGCCCCAGUUCCGAGUCUCUCCAGGAUCCAAAUAUCAUGCUCUGUUGCCAAGCCGGAGACUCUGAAGACGGUUCAAGGCAUCAUUGCCAAGCAGCUCUCUGUGGAUGAAAGCACUGUCGCUCCAGGGACCAAAUUCGUUGAUUUGGGCGCUGAUUCUCUCGACACGGUGGAGAUCAUGAUGGCAUUGGAAGAGACGUUCGAAGUUUCAAUAGGUGAAGGAGCAGAGAACAUCGCCACUGUCCAGGAUGCAGCUGAUUUGAUAGAGAAAGUGAAGGCAGGCUCAGCUUGAGCUAAUUAUGCGUCGAUUUCCAUCGACAAAGGUCUCUUUUGGUGAUUGAUUUAUCUCUUGUUUUCCCAAUUUUUGUGGAGAUGUUUUUUAUAUGGUCCGAGUUGUUAUC
This is a messenger RNA of Eucalyptus grandis, 702 nucleotides long. Its product is annotated as acyl carrier protein-like. The transcript is spliced from 4 exons. The record is from RefSeq and is a predicted model, not a curated record. NCBI's taxonomy places the organism in Eukaryota, Viridiplantae, Streptophyta, Magnoliopsida, Myrtales, Myrtaceae. The coding region runs from base 150 to 593 and encodes 147 amino acids. Gene Ontology annotation, molecular function: acyl carrier activity. Gene Ontology annotation, biological process: fatty acid biosynthetic process.